Myiozetetes cayanensis is the source of this 2265-nucleotide messenger RNA. It is a transcript of the gene TMEM115, whose product is annotated as transmembrane protein 115. Gene Ontology annotation, cellular component: Golgi apparatus; membrane. Lineage: Eukaryota; Metazoa; Chordata; Aves; Passeriformes; Tyrannidae. The transcript has 2 exons. The record is from RefSeq and is a predicted model, not a curated record. Gene Ontology annotation, biological process: retrograde vesicle-mediated transport, Golgi to endoplasmic reticulum. The coding region runs from base 213 to 1268 and encodes 351 amino acids.
UUUGUCCGCGCCCGGCCUGUCCCAGCAGCGGGGCCGAGCGCGGCCCGGCCCGGGCGGAGCGGCGGCACCGGCACCAGAACCAGCACCGGCACCAGCACCGGCAGCGGCACCGACACCGGCACCGACAGCGGGCGGCGCGGGGGGGAAGCGGGCGGGGUGGGGGGCCCGGGCAGCCCCCGCGGGGCCGCCCCGUGCCGCCCGCGGGGCCGAAGAUGCGGCGGUACCUGCCGGUGGCCCGGCAGCACUUCCUGGCGGCGCUGGCCGGCACCAGCGUGGUGGUGAAGUCGCUGAGCGCGGCCGCGGUGCUGCUGUACCUGCUCUCCUUCGGGCUGGACACGGCCUACGGGCUGGCGGUGACGCCCGGCUACCUGCUGCCCCCCAACUUCUGGGUGUGGACGCUGCUGACGCACGGGCUGGUGGAGCAGCGCGCCUGGGGGCUGGCGGCCGCACUGGCCACGCUGGGGGCGGCGGGGCGGCUGCUGGAGCCCCUCUGGGGGGCCCUGGAGCUGCUCGUCUUCUUCGCCGUGGUGAACAUCUCCGUGGGGCUCCUGGCGGCCCUCGCCUACUUCCUCACCUACGUGGCCUCCUUCCACCUCGACUACCUGUUCGCCGUGCGCAUCCACGGCGGGCUGGGCUUCCUCGGCGGGGUCCUGGUGGCCCUCAAGCAGACGAUGGGAGACAGCACCGUGCUGAAGGUGCCUCAGGUCAGGAUGAAGGCUGUCCCCAUGCUCCUGCUCCUCCUCCUGGCUCUGCUGCGGCUCGCUGCCCUCGUCGAGAGCAAUGUACUGGCCUCGUACGGCUUCGGGCUCCUCUCCAGCUGGGUCUAUCUCCGCUUCUACCAGCGGCACAGUAGAGGCCGCGGAGACAUGUCUGACCACUUCGCCUUCGCCACUUUCUUCCCCGAGAUCCUGCAGCCCGUGGUGGGUCUGGUGGCCAACCUGGUGCACGGCGUCCUGGUGAAGGUGAGGGUGUGCCGCAAGACUGUCAAACGCUACGACGUGGGCGCCCCGUCCUCCAUCACCAUCAGCCUGCCGGGCACGGACCCCCAGGACGCCGAGAGGAGAAGGCAGCUGGCCCUGAAGGCCCUGAACGAGCGGCUGAAGCGCGUGGAGGACCAGUCGGCCUGGCCCAGCAUGGAGGAUGAGGAGGAGGAGGCAGCGGCGGCCAAGGCUGACACCCCCCUGCUGCCUGACCCCGGCGCGGCCGGCAAGAGCCCCGGCCAGGAGUCCAACCUCAUCAGCUUCCAGGAUGCCCCGGCCCAGCUGUGACCGGCCCCCUUCCCGCCCUGUCUCCCUUGGAGAGCUGCUAAUCCCCCUUGUAUCCCGCACGGCUGGGAGCGGGGACUCCUCCCGUGGCACAGGCAGGGGGACACCUCAUUCCAGCAACGCUUUGCUGCUGCUCGCGGCCAGCACCAGGCACCCGGGACGGUGACACUGCCGCCACCGCGAGGACAGGGAUUGCUGGAGCCACUCCCCUCGGCGCGGGCGAGGCCGUGGAGUCGGCGCAGGCAGCGGGGGCUGUCCCAGGACGGGGACACGGGGCUGAUCCCCACCCCAAGGCCGCUGCGCUCGCCCUUGUGGGAUAGAAGUCAGCUUCUCCUCUGUGCCAGGGCUUGGCCAGAGCACUCAACACUUAUUUCUUUCCUCCCUUUUGAAGGUAGUUUUGUCCCGAACUGAGGGAAUGGGAAGGCUGAUGGGUUUCUUUUCCAGAUGUCUUUCCCAUGGAGAGCCUCCCCCACCCUGGCAGGAGUUUGCUGGGACCGGUGAGAAGUUGGGCAGGGGGGACAGGCCACUGGUCAGGAAGGGGCCGCCCAGCCCCUCACAGCAGCGGUCCAGCACUGCCAGCUCCAGGCUUUCUGCGGUGGGAAUUCUCUGCUCCUCCCUCUCCUGCCCCCCUCCCCCUGCGAGGAGCCGGUGCCCUUGGCUGCUCCCCGGCUAAUCCGUUUGUCAGAUUACACUAGAAGCUGGAAUUAAGUUUUUAUGGCGGGGCUCUCGCUGCUUCCUCCAGCAGCAGGUUUUCUUUCCUGCAGGUAGAAUAUGGGCUCCCCCCUUCUUUCCCUCCCUCUGUGUUGGUGGGGUUUUUUUUCCCUGGAUGGAGAGGAUGCUCCCUGUGACAGCCUCCUCACAGCUCUUGAUCCAGCGGGCAAUUCCCAGCCCGUUAGCAGGUCAGCAGUGUCAUUAUUAUUUUUUUAAAGGACCACAUGAGAAGGUUUUGUCUAACGGGAAGAACACGGACAUUUGGGUAUCAAUAAAGAGUUCUUUGAAA